This is a messenger RNA of Aspergillus tubingensis, 978 nucleotides long. RefSeq names its product ribonuclease H-like domain-containing protein. The transcript has a single exon. Gene Ontology annotation, molecular function: exonuclease activity; nucleic acid binding. Bases 1 to 978 code for a protein of 325 amino acids. Gene Ontology annotation, cellular component: nucleus. Gene Ontology annotation, biological process: rRNA processing; ribosomal large subunit assembly. NCBI's taxonomy places the organism in Eukaryota, Fungi, Ascomycota, Eurotiomycetes, Eurotiales, Aspergillaceae. The record is from RefSeq and is a predicted model, not a curated record.
AUGGAAUCCUCUUCUUCUGCAGCAAUGACCCCGGAGUCUAACGUCUCCUCCUCCUGUUCAACCAAUGAUACACUGUCGUCAGCAAUGUCGAAACUAUCAAUGGAGGAAAAGAAGGGUCAGAGUACUUCGAAAGCCCUGAGCCAGGAAGACUUACUAAAGAGACUUCAGGCGAGAUGCCACUCACCGGCUCGUCUCAGAACCGAGGGCUUGGUCACAACUCCAUGUCCAAAAUCAGACAAUCCCCAAUGGAAGGGGAUAAUCCGCUUGGACCUGUUCAAGCGCACACUGGGUGGCCAUAAUCAUCACCAUAAGGGCAAACCUGGCAAUCGCACAGCCAGAGACGCAGUGGUCAUUGACUGCGAAAUGGUGCAAGCAGAGAAAGGACGGCGAGUUAUCGCCUAUCUCGCUGCCGUGGACUUUCUAACCGGUGAAGUCCUCGUCGACAGUUACGUUGAUCCCCAGAGGAAAAUAUUCAACUGGUGUACUCGCUACAGUGGGAUCACCUUUAGAGCUAUGAAGAAGGCCAAAGCUAACGGCGACGCUUUGCGUGGGUGGAUGGGGGCGAGACGCGCCCUGUGGGACUAUAUUGAUAGUGAUACCGUGCUUAUUGGGCACGAUAUAAAGAAUGAUUUGAACUGCCUCGGGAUGAUCCAUUCCAAAAUAGUCGACUCGACUAUCCUAACGGCAGAAGCUGUGUUUAGGCCGAGAUGGGAAACCCAGCGAUUUAGGAGGACUUGGUCGUUGAAGACCCUGUCGAGGGUGUUCCUCGAUAGGUCUAUCCAAGAUGGUUCUAAAGGGCACAGUGCGCUGCAGGAUGCUGUUGCCACGAAAGAUAUCAUUAUUUUCUGCCUCGAACAGCCUGAAUACUUGAAGAAAUGGGCGGAGUUCGCAAAAGGAGGAUGGGAGGAUAUUCCCGAUGACUUUGAGACACUGAAAUCUAUUGUCGAUGAUGGUCUCCAAAUCUCGGAUUACCUAUGA